UCUUGACGAAGCUUUCGACCGAAAAGUCAAGGAUAUAUAAGCAUAGGCAUACCCCGCCAUUGGAACAGAGCACCUCAUCUCACCUUGAAAGCACUUCCACUUGCGCUACAUCGUUACCAAAACCACUAUGGCUACCGACACCCCCGUUCAUUUCUUCGAUAUUACUUCAACUCUUCCCGGGCCUGCCAAGGCAUGGUCUGUUAAUACAUUCAAGACCCGGAUGGUCUUGAAUUUCAAGGGCAUCUUCUACACGCAAUCCUACAUUUCGUAUCCGGACAUUGCACCUCUACUUUCCCAUUACGGCGUCACCCCUCACGCCUCGGGAGCUCAGUAUACCCUCCCUGCCAUUUUGCACAAGCCCUCUGUGGAUACAAACACCCACGGUGUAUUGAUGGACUCCUUAGCGAUCGCCACGCAUCUAGACCAGGCCUUUCCAUCGCCGCCUCUAUUUCCUUCCCGCGAUGCCAGUUAUGCCCUUACCCUCGCAGUGAUUAAGCUUCUCAGCAACGUUACUGUAAAAGGUUACAACAUUUUGAUUCCUAAAGUCGCCGAAUUACUCGAUCCCAGAGGUCGGGAAUACUUUAUCAAGACUCGGUCUGCGAGGUUCGGGAAGCCUUUGUCGGAGGUGUACCCAAAGGAGAAGGGCGAGGAACGGGCGACAAUAGAAGCCACGAAGGCAGAAAUGGAACCUGUAGCGCAGAUGCUAAGAGGCAGGCUCGGAAAGACGGGGCCUUUCUUUGAGGGCGAGAAGCCAGGAUACGCGGAUAUUCUGGUCGUUUCCUUCCUAGCUUGGGUUGAAAAAACCCACCACGCGCUUUUCCAGGAACUUGUGGCUAUCGGAGAGGGUGAGGUGAAGGCACUCUGGGACGCAUGUUUGCCCUGGGUGGAAGGCCAGGGGGAAACUAGGGAAUGGGAUAUUCCCCAAUGAUUCGAUGGUCUGGUAGAACAGAUAGAUUUUGUCAGUGGUUCAAGUAAGAUUCCAAUUAUCGACGCCAAACCUGUGCGAAUAUGUAUAGCGCGCAGUGUUUGAAAUAUAGUGAAAAGAACAAUCCCA
Molecule: messenger RNA, 1054 nt
Organism: Aspergillus alliaceus
Lineage: Eukaryota; Fungi; Ascomycota; Eurotiomycetes; Eurotiales; Aspergillaceae
Exons: 2
Coding region: 128-928 (266 amino acids)
Source: RefSeq, a predicted model, not a curated record